Alosa alosa (allis shad) is the source of this 1523-nucleotide messenger RNA. RefSeq names its product chromosome 4 C1orf174 homolog (gene c4h1orf174). The transcript has 3 exons. The record is from RefSeq and is a predicted model, not a curated record. NCBI's taxonomy places the organism in Eukaryota, Metazoa, Chordata, Actinopteri, Clupeiformes, Clupeidae. Bases 163 to 693 code for a protein of 176 amino acids.
CUGCCGUAGCUGUGACGCACUGCCUGGCAGGAAACCGAUGCAGGUGGGACCAGGGGGCUGUACUUUCACAGAGAUCUGCCCCGUUUCUAAACCAGACGAGGGCUCCCGGCUGAACUCGAGACUCGACACGACGCCCAAACAACAAAGUUUGACCAAAGAGGAAUGAAUCGUAAACAGCGGGUAGUGGAGAGGGGACCGUUUCGGCUACUGGUUGGGAGACUGAGAAGAGAAACCUGCCACGGGAAAAUACUCAUGGCAGUCGAUAGCGGUGAAGCGAGUCGGCGCUCCAGUGCGAGCCUCAACGUUCGCAGCGACGGAGAGGAAUGCCCGACAGCAUCCACGGCGAAUGCCACAAAAACACGGGGUCGGAAAAAGACUGGGAAAUCUCCAACAGAAGGAAUGGUAUUACGAGGGAAGGAAAACACUGCAAACACUCAGGGAUCUCCUCCGCGCCGCAGGACGAAGACCUCGACAGAAAGGGUGGAGAUGCGCGUGUCCUCCACUCACGAAAACCCCUCGGUGGUAAUGGAUGAGGACAGUAACGAAAUCUAUCCAGUGGGACAAUUCUUUGGGAAUCUGGACCUUCUGCCGGAUUAUCCCGAGCAGCCCAGCACCACUGAGGCGGGGAACACACGAGAGCACAGACGGCGACACUACUACGCCAAAGAGAGCGAGGAGGACGAGCCCCAUUGAAACACACAUUUUAAUAUUUGGGAUAUUGAGGUGGAGUUGAUGGCACUGAUUUGCUUGACUGAACACACGUGUGCUUGGAAUUAAUGCAGCAUAUCUGGAGGAGCAAUGACGAGUUUAUUUACCACCAGCAAAGCGCGAAUGAAGCGCUCACCCUCGACCGACAACCUGACGGGCAGCUACAGCCAAGGACCAGCUGCCAAGCAGGGCGUGCCAAAACUUACUCAUGUUCGAUGGCUUUUUCGUGCCAUGAUCUCCAACUCAAACCCAGUUAUUUCUCAACCAGCUAGAGCCCACUUUGUCGCCAAGUUUUGCGCCAACCGCACUUACACCUCUUCUUAGCCUCGGAAAACAAGUAGGAAUUGUCGCAAUUCCACUUAUUGUGGACUAUAAAAACAUUUUUCUUUUAAAAAAUAUUCACAGCUAUAAUUUGCAUAGCCUACUCGGUCAGACCAAAUAAGUCUUAAAAGCGCCAGGUCGUGUAUCUGUUGUAAAAGAGUUGGAGGUAUUUUUCUACAAAGACUGAGACUGAGAUUUAUACUUGUUAUUUAGGAAACAAUGCAGUAAAAGCUUUCUUCCACACACAUGAUGGUUGACCUCACUGAAAAAAAAAAAGUUUGUGUAGUGCCAAGAAAGAAGAGCAGCUAAUCCAACGCAUGUUUUAAUAUUUUAUUAUUUUAUUUUUGAAAUAAUUUUUCUAAUCUUAAGUUGAUGUUACCGUACUUUUAACUAUGAUAUAGUAUAUCUGACUUAGUAAAUUGUGUUUUGUUGUAUAUUAAGACAUGCACUAAUAUUUCGAGUUGCUAUAGAUGUGUAUAUAUAUAUAUAUAUAU